GGAGCCAAACCAAAAAUGCCAGGCCACACUCACCUUAACUCAAUCCGUAUAGAUGGGGACAUAUCUCUGGGUGGGCUGUUUCCGGUACAUGCCAGAGGGAAUGAUGGGAAAGCAUGUGGAGAGCUCAAGAAGGAAAAGGGAAUCCACAGAUUAGAGGCUAUGCUGUUCGCGUUGGACCGUAUCAAUAAUGACAACGAGCUGCUUCCUAAUAUCACUUUGGGAGCGCGGAUCCUGGACACAUGCUCUCGGGACACCCAUGCGCUGGAGCAGUCCCUGACGUUUGUGCAGGCUCUGAUUGAGAAAGACUCCACAGAUGUCAAGUGUCUCAGCGGUGGACCGCCAAUCAUCACCAAGCCGGAGAGAGUGGUGGGGGUGAUUGGCGCGUCAGCCAGCUCCGUGUCAAUCAUGGUGGCCAACAUCCUGCGACUCUUCAAGAUCCCUCAGAUCAGCUACGCCUCAACAGCCCCAGAGCUGAGCGAUAACACCCGAUAUGACUUCUUCUCACGGGUCGUUCCCCCCGACACCUACCAGGCCCAGGCUAUGGUGGACAUCGUCAAAGCCAUGCAGUGGAACUAUGUGUCCACAGUCGCGUCUGAAGGGAACUAUGGAGAGAGCGGAGUCGACGCUUUUAUCCAGAGGUCUCGAGAGGACGGUGGCUUGUGCAUCUCACAGUCUUUAAAAAUACCACGUGAACCCAAACUGAACGAGUUUGACAAGAUCAUCCGCCGACUGAGUGAGAACCCCAACGCCAGAGUUGUUAUCAUCUUCGCCAAUGAAGACGACAUCAAGCGACUGCUGCAAGCUGCAAAGAAGGCCAAUCAGACGGGUCAUUUCAUCUGGGUUGGUUCAGACAGCUGGGGCUCUAAAAUUGCCCCUAUCCUGAACCAAGAGGAAAUGGCAGAAGGUGCUGUUACGAUCCUGCCCAAGCGUCAGUCCAUCAAAGGUUUUGACCGAUAUUUCACCAGCCGCACGCUUGAAAACAAUCGCCGAAAUAUCUGGUUUGCAGAGUUUUGGGAGAACAAUUUCCAGUGCAAGCUAAGUCGACACGCUGUGAAGAAAGGAUCAGGAAUCAAGAAAUGCACAAACCAUGAGCGAAUUGGGAAAGACUCGUCUUAUGAACAGGAGGGAAAGGUUCAGUUUGUGAUUGACGCAGUGUAUUCCAUGGCCCACGCUCUGCACAACAUGCACAAAGACCUCUGUCCUGGAAAGGUCGGCCUCUGCUCCAAAAUGGACACCAUCAAUGGAACUCUGCUGCUCAAGUACAUUCGAGAUGUAAACUUCACAGGUAUAGCUGGCACACCUGUUGUCUUCAAUGUGAAUGGAGAUGCACCUGGUCGAUAUGAAAUCUACCAAUACCAGAUUGCAAAUGAAACAAUGGAGUAUAAGAUCAUUGGCCACUGGACUGAUCAGCUUCACCUUGAUAUCAAUGAAAUGCAGUGGCCUGGUGGAACACAAGACAUCCCCUCUUCCAUCUGCAGCCAGCCAUGUCGUCCAGGGCAGCGUAAGAAGAUAGUAAAGGGUAUUCCAUGUUGCUGGCACUGUGAGAACUGCGAUGGCUACCAGUAUCAAGCAGACACAUACACAUGCAAGAUGUGCCGUUUUGAUUUGAGGCCAAAUGAAAACCACACUGGCUGUGUGCCCAUCCCCAUUGUCAAAUUGGAGUGGAGCUCCCCGUGGGCAGUGAUCCCUGUGCUAAUUGCUGUACUAGGCAUCAUGGCCACCCUGUUUGUGGUGGCUACAUUUGUACGCUACAAUGACACACCUAUUGUGAAGGCGUCAGGCCGAGAACUGAGUUACGUUCUGCUGACAGGCAUCUUCCUGUGCUAUGCUACCACCUUCCUCAUGAUCUCCACCCCUGAUGUCUUUAUAUGCUCACUGAGGAGGAUUUUCCUCGGCUUGGGGAUGAGCAUAAGCUAUGCUGCCCUGCUGACAAAGACAAACAGGAUCUACAGAAUUUUUGAGCAGGGUAAAAUGUCAGUUAGUGCACCUCGGUUCAUCUCUCCAGCCUCCCAGUUAGUCAUCACAUUCAGCCUCAUAUCAGUGCAGCUCCUGGGCGUAUGCAUCUGGUUCGGAGUCGACCCGUCUCAAGCCAUCAUCGACUAUGAGGACCAGCGCACAGCCAACCCAGAGAUGUCACGUGGAGUCCUGAAAUGUGACAUAUCAGACCUGUCCCUGAUCUGUCUGCUGGGCUACAGCAUGCUGCUGAUGGUCACCUGCACAGUGUAUGCGAUUAAAACCAGAGGCGUUCCAGAGACCUUCAAUGAGGCCAAGCCCAUCGGUUUCACCAUGUACACUACGUGUAUAGUAUGGCUCGCCUUCAUCCCUAUUUUCUUUGGAACCUCACAGUCAGCAGAAAAGAUGUACAUUCAGACCACAACCUUAACCAUCUCUGUAAGCCUCAGUGCGUCUGUGUCACUGGGGAUGCUCUACAUGCCUAAAGUCUAUGUAGUUCUGGUUCAUCCGGAGCAGAACGUGCCCAAGCGCAAGCGCAGCCUGAAGGCAGUAGUCACUGCGGCGACCAUGUCCAACAAGUUCACCCCCAAAGGCGGUCUGCGGCCCAACGGAGAGGCUAAAUCUGAACUCUGUGAAAGUCUGGAAACACAAGUUCUGGCGUCCAAGCAGACAUACAUAAGCUACAGUAACCAUGCCAUCUAAGAACGAGACUCCACACUGAGGCGAGAGAUCAAGAGGUCUUCUGUGCUGGAGACAUUGGGGGAUUUCCAAGACUUGACUGAGCAGAAAGAGGAUGUCACAGUGAGAGACUUCAAAUGCCAAAAUGUAUACGAAUACGAGAGAUUAAUGGAUGCUGAUAAGGCAGACUGGACAGUUCAUUUUUCUCUUGCCACCCUUUGGAAGACAUGUGUAAGCUUUCUGAGUGCAAGUCAAGCAAACUACCUGGAGCCUACAGUAUGUUUUCCCUCUGAAGUUUUACAGCACACGCUUUCAGUUCUCGGCUGAGGCAUCUGACUUACUUCGACAAAAACGGAGGCGACUUCUGUUUUUGCUCGAGCCAAAUGCAGUUGACAAAGGAAACAUUAAAAGUCAUUAUUUUUGGAGCUGGAAGCUGCAGUACUCUUCAAACUGUACAUGCCUUACAGUACAUUGAGUUAAGCCACACAAUCAAGAGCCGUGGAUCAUUACAGUUUUGUUUUUUUUAAGUUUUUUCAUAAAACUGAUGAUGAUGAUGAUGACAACGCCAUCAUCUCUUGGCAAUCCUAGUGUACAGUCCCAGAGCAUGCUUGUGGGAGCGUCACGUGUACUGUGCUGUAUUGUCAAUGUCUAUGGAAUGCAACAUUUGUCACGGUUGUCAUUCACAAGUGGAGAUGUGGAGUCGGACCAUUUCCUCUCUGGGUUACACCUUCUGCCGAGUAAAAGACUCAUUUCAAGCACUAAAGGAGCAGUCGUACAAACCUUGAUGAUUCAUAUUUUAACAUCUCAUAUAUCUUGGUCCUUCUUUAUUAUGCUGCGAACAUUCUCAAGUCAAGUUGCCAAAAAGAGCUACAUUCCAUUCCCAGCAUACGGAUAAACAUUAUGACACAAACCACUGCAAUAUAUUUACUAGAUGUUCAAAUAAAUAUAUAUUACAAUGCUCAAAGUAUGCAUAAGAAGAGCAUGCUUAAUAAACAAGGACCUAUGUCUCAUCGUGUGCCUCAUAAGCUUCAUAACAUUAGUCCGUCCAUGGGUUCAUUCAUGGUGUUUUGAGUCGACCACAAUGGCCUCAGUGUACAAUCUCUCAAGGUGUUUCUGGUCACAUUCGUCCGUAACGCUGGACUCUGUCUCUUCAGCAAUGCAAAAAUCUGUAUGUUGCAUGUCCAAAAUCCAUAAAAAAGUCAUGUGACCAAUCUGAGAGAGCGGCAGGACGUCCAGAAGGAAAACUACUGCAGAG
Molecule: messenger RNA, 3886 nt
Organism: Periophthalmus magnuspinnatus
Lineage: Eukaryota; Metazoa; Chordata; Actinopteri; Gobiiformes; Gobiidae
Gene: grm4
Product: glutamate receptor, metabotropic 4
Exons: 10
Coding region: 16-2655 (879 amino acids)
Biological process (GO): regulation of synaptic transmission, glutamatergic; G protein-coupled glutamate receptor signaling pathway
Cellular component (GO): membrane
Molecular function (GO): adenylate cyclase inhibiting G protein-coupled glutamate receptor activity
Source: RefSeq, a predicted model, not a curated record